AUGCCACCAAAGAGGAAGGCCACCGAGCCAGAAGCUGAACAGCCCAAUGGCUCGCACGCCAGCAAAAAGGGUCGUCCCGACUUGCACCAACCGCACCCAAAUGCGAAGCAAACCGAGGAUUUCGGCAUAGUCCUACGCCAAUUCUAUCCCCCCGAGAUGAACAACGAGCGCUGCCAAGCAUACACCGAUGGCGAGCUGGAACGCCCCAUUGAAACACUACAGAAAGCUUGCCGGGAAACCGCCGACAAGCGCCGAUCAAUCGACGUGGGUAGCGCCGUGGUACAUUGGUUCAAGACCGAUCUCCGGCUCCAUGACAGCAGGGCACUGCACACGGCCUAUCAAUUUGCGAAAGAGAACCAGGUCCCAUUGAUUGGCCUUUACAUCGUCUCUCCCGAAGAUUGGACUGCACAUUUGACUAGCCCCGCCCGAGUGGACUUCACCCUGCGCACGCUCAAGCGAUUGCAGCAGGAUCUGGGGGAGUUGGAUAUCCCUCUGUACAUGGAAACACAGGAGAAACGGAAGGCGAUCCCGGAACGGAUUGUGGAAUUGUGUCAACAGUGGGGCGCAAAAAGCCUGCAUGCGAACAUCGAGUAUGAGGUUGACGAACUGAGGCGUGAAGCUAAGCUUGUUAGACUUUGCGCGGACAGCGAUAUCAAUUUCAACCCCACACAUGAUACAUGUGUGGUCACUCCGGGAGCGCUGGCUAGCCAGCAAGGAAAACAGUACGCCGUUUACACUCCAUGGUAUCGCUCUUGGUUGGCGUUUCUGAAAGAGAACCCGGAUUACCUCGAGAUCUCUGAGGAACCAGGUUCAAACCCAGGGAAUGCGCGUCGGCAAUUGAAAGACCUGUUUGAUUGCAAGGUGCCAGCCGCGCCUAAAACUCACAUCUUGUCGGACGAAGAUCAGAAACGCUUCGAGGGACUUUACCCAGCUGGUGAGCAUGAAGCUCUCCAGAGACUGGAUACAUUCCUCGAGGAGAAAGGUAAAAAGUAUGAGGAGUUGCGGAGCAUGUUGUCUGGUGAGCACACUUCGGUGUUGAGUCCCUACCUUGCAUGCGGAGCGCUCAGCGCAAGAACUGCUGUCGUGACAGCAAAAAGGACCAACAAAGGUCACCUCGAUCGAUAUGAUCCCGGGUACAUGACCUGGAUCAGCGAGCUGGCCUGGCGUGACUUUUACAGGCAUGUUUUGGUGAACUGGCCGUUCAUUUGUAUGAACAAAUGCUUCAAGCCUGAGCAUACCAACAUUGAAUGGGAAUACGAUAAAGACCAAUUCCAAGCCUGGUGCGAUGGCAAGACAGGUUUCCCGAUCGUCGACGCAGCAAUGCGCCAACUCCGUCACUGCGCGUGGAUGCACAACCGCACACGCAUGGUCGUCUCAUCUUUCCUUACCAAGGACUUGAUGCUUGAUUGGCGCCGUGGCGAGCGCUACUUCAUGGAGAAUCUGAUUGAUGGCGAUUUCGCAUCCAAUCACGGCGGGUGGGGAUUUGGGUCUAGUACUGGUGUGGAUCCGCAGCCAUAUUUCCGCAUCUUCAAUCCUCUUCGCCAGAGUGAGCGAUUUGACCCGGAGGGUGACUAUAUUCGUCACUGGGUGCCGGAACUGCGCGAGGUGUCUGGCAAAGCCAUCCACGAACCUUAUGCGAAGGGGGCGGCGGCCAUUGCGCAGAAGAAUGGCUACCCCAAGCCCAUUGUGGACCACGCUGAGAGUCGAGAUCGAGCUUUGGAGCGGUUCAAGAGUCGCAUUGUGAUCAAUAUUGAUCAGAUGAGAAUGGAGUCCCAGGGUGAUCAGCCGUCUCCGGGUCCCGACUCGGUCGAGGUUGAGCUAGCAAAUGGAAAGCGACGAUGGCGCCGAAACAGAGUCGCCUGCGACUCAUGCCAUACUCGCCGUGUACGAUGCGACCGUGCUUUCCCCUGCUCGAGAUGUCUGCGCGGUGAUAUCAGCUGCCAAUUUACCCGCGAGCGCCGGAAACGAGGACGUAUCGCGAGAUCGAAACUGAAAAAUGGAGAGGCGAAUGCCGAGGACGAAACAGCCCAAGACCCCACCGAGGGGAAACAGGCUGAUGGGGAAUACAACCGCGAGUCGCAGUCGCAGCAGGUGCUGUCGCCAGUUGACAAUAAUUCUCCUGCAUCCACCUUCCACCAGCGAUCGCCGGCAACAAAUGAGAUCAGCGCCGUCUCGGCGCACAGUGUUGAAGACCCUCGGUCUGUGCCGGAUCGUCCACAGCCGCAGCGGGCAGGCCCUGCCGCGAAUAUCACGGAGGAAUGGCUUUCAGCGGCACAUCUGUCGCCAGACUCGUAUGAUCUACUUGCAGGUACGGGCGGCAGUGACGCGCCUCUGCCUCGGUUGAUGGAUAUUUGGAAUCCGGUUGAUUUCGCUGGCCACCGACCAGUCCAGCGCGCCCCUCCCAUACCAUCUGUGUCGGGGGCGAACGUUCCCAGGCAAAGACAUCCAUCGACCUCCCGGUCGCCAUUGAAGUACCCUGUGUUGGAACCGCUCAUGCCAUUCCUCGAAUCGAACCUCCCACGUCGACUGGUGUGCGAUCUGCUUGAACUGUACUUUACCAGUGCUUUCUCAACCCAUAUGCAUCCUGUGUGCCAUCAUAUCCACUGCUACGUCCUACGAAAGACCUCUUUUUUAAGUGUCGAUCGCCCUAGGCCAACUAGUCCUGCCUUGCUGGCAAGUAUGCUCUGGGUAGCUGCUGUGGAUGAUCGCGCCUUCUCAUUAUCUAUCUCACCAUUACAACGGAGAAAGAUAUGCCAGUUUCUCUGUGCGUUAAUUAUUCGCUUACUGCGACCUUUGAUACAUGUCUCGUUCAAAGACCAAAAUCCAUCACCCGCCGAAAACGCGACCACCCACGAAUUUCCAGCUGGGGCUCACCACCCAUUUGAAGGAGUCGGUGACGAUAAAGGGCUGGUAGGCCCCGCUGGGUCUUUAGACGAUGUUAUUACCUAUAUCCAUGUGGCUUCAAUUAUCUCUUCUAGUGAACAGAAGGCUGCAAGUAUGAGAUGGUGGCAUGCGGCCUUUACACUAGCUCGCGAACUUAAAUUGAACCAAGAGAUGGAAAUAACACCCAAUAUCGACAGCAUGAGCGAUGGUUCAAGUCCGUCCUUCGGCUACGGCCUAGGCGGAUGGCCUGGUUCCCCAGGUGGACUGGGUUUGGAGUAUUCGAGUACCUCGCGCUCAAGCCUGAAUUGUGUAUGUGACAAGAACCAUGACUUGCAUAGUGGUCCUAUUACAGAAGAGCACCGCGAAGAGCGGCGCAGAACCUGGUGGCUGCUAUACAUCAUGGACCGCCAUCUCGCAUUGUGCUAUAAUCGCCCGCUAGCCCUACUCGAUGCCGAGAGCGAAGACUUGUUGCUUCCACUGGAUGAAAGCUGCUGGCAAGCAGGGAUCAUUCACAGCAAUAGUCCUCGUCCAGAUGGGCCUCAGUGCCCCCGGUCGGGCGACCAAAACAAACGUCGCGUUUUCCCCAACUUCAUUUGCCACGACCACUCUAUUCUUGGCUUUUUCCUCCCGCUCAUGACAAUCACUGGCGAACUGAUCGAUUUAAACCAGGCGCGAAACCAUCCUACUCUUGGUGUCCGGCUUCAAGGAAAAGAAGCGUGGGAGGUUCACGUGUCGGAAGUGCUGCGCCAACUUGAGGUCUACAAAGCUAGUCUCACUACCUUUGCGGCGGCGACAGCGGCAGACCCAGCGGCCUCAUCGACGACUGCCUACACCCACAAUCCAGAACCUGUCGACCCGCAAUUGUCUCAGGCUUAUUCUUGGCAUACCCAAACCGUCAUUGCCUAUUCCUCCUACCUAACCCACGUCCUCCAUAUCCUGCUUGUCGGAAAGUGGGACCCUGUCUCACUUAUCGAAGACAAAGAUUUCUGGACAUCGUCCCCGGCUUUUGCAUCGACCAUCUCACACGCACUGGAAGCCGCCGAUUCCGUGCAACAAAUCCUCCGCUUCGACCCAGACGUUAGUUUCAUGCCUUACUUCUUCGGCAUCCAGCUGCUGCAAGGUAGUUUUCUCCUGCUGCUUAUCGUAGAGCGCCUGCAAAAGGAAGCUGGCGAGGGGAUACUCAACGCUUGCGAGACCAUGAUCCGAGCCACAGAAUCGUGUGUCGUCACCCUCAACACGGAGUACCAGCGCAGCUUCCGGCAAGUGAUGCGCUCUGCGGUUGCCCAGGCUCGGGGUCGCCCGGUUAACCCAAGUGAAAUUCGGCAUCGCCGAAAAGCGGUUCUUGCACUUUACCGCUGGACGCGAAAGGGGACUGGACUAGCCCUGUAA
This is a messenger RNA of Penicillium expansum, 4272 nucleotides long. Its product is annotated as Cryptochrome/DNA photolyase, class 1. The transcript is spliced from 5 exons. The coding region runs from base 1 to 4272 and encodes 1423 amino acids. Gene Ontology annotation, biological process: regulation of DNA-templated transcription; DNA-templated transcription. Gene Ontology annotation, molecular function: zinc ion binding; DNA-binding transcription factor activity, RNA polymerase II-specific; DNA binding. Lineage: Eukaryota; Fungi; Ascomycota; Eurotiomycetes; Eurotiales; Aspergillaceae. The record is from RefSeq and is a predicted model, not a curated record.